AUGGGCAAAGUCAAGGUUACAAAAAAGUUUGCCGCUGUUAAGCGCAUGAUUUCAAAAAACGAUCCAAGAUUAAAGGAUGUCAAAGAAAAGCUUAUGAAGAAACAAAAGGAGGAUCCUAAACAGGCUCUCAUCAGACACAUUCCUCAAGUCGCAUCAUCACUUUUUUUCCAGCACAACGAAGCUCUAAUUCCACCUUACCAUGUAAUUGUGGAUACGAAUUUUAUCAACUUUUCUAUUCAAAACAAGCUUGAAAUUGUCAAGGCUAUGAUGGAUUGCUUACUGGCAAAAUGCGUUCCAUGCAUCACUGACUGUGUGAUGGCAGAGUUGGAAAAGAUGGGUCUCAAGUAUAGACUGGCACUCAAAGUUGCUCGUGAUCCACGAUUUGAGCGAUUGCCAUGCUCGCACAAAGGAACAUAUGCUGAUGACUGCAUAGUGAAUCGGAUCAUGCAGCACAAGUGCUACAUUGUUGCAACAUGUGAUAAGGACCUUAAACGACGAAUUCGUAAGGUUCCUGGUGUGCCUAUCAUGUACAUUGCUGCACACAAGUUUGCAAUUGAAAGACUUCCCGAGGUAAAUUCAUUAAAGAUGCUCAACCUACACAAGCUGCAGCCAGCAUGCAACUAA
Messenger RNA from Batrachochytrium dendrobatidis JAM81, 624 nucleotides. Its product is annotated as rRNA-processing protein FCF1. NCBI's taxonomy places the organism in Eukaryota, Fungi, Chytridiomycota, Chytridiomycetes, Rhizophydiales. The transcript is spliced from 6 exons. Gene Ontology annotation, cellular component: small-subunit processome; nucleolus. The record is from RefSeq and is a predicted model, not a curated record. The coding region runs from base 1 to 624 and encodes 207 amino acids.